This is a messenger RNA of Gopherus flavomarginatus (Mexican gopher tortoise), 4968 nucleotides long. RefSeq names its product STEAP3 metalloreductase (gene STEAP3). The coding region runs from base 861 to 2429 and encodes 522 amino acids. Gene Ontology annotation, biological process: copper ion import. Gene Ontology annotation, molecular function: ferric-chelate reductase (NADPH) activity; cupric reductase (NADH) activity. NCBI's taxonomy places the organism in Eukaryota, Metazoa, Chordata, Testudines, Testudinidae. The record is from RefSeq and is a predicted model, not a curated record. The transcript has 6 exons. Gene Ontology annotation, cellular component: plasma membrane; endosome.
AUGCUGUUGGCUGCUUCUGGGAGCAACAUGAGGCCAGGGCAGACAGGGAGCCUGCCUUAGCCCUGCUGCGCUGCCGGAGUUUUGGCAGACGGAGACUGCGAUUGACUGGCAGAGGCUCCACAAUUGACCAAUCGAUCGCGAUCUACCGAUUGGUGACCACUGCUCUAAGGCUUAGGCAGGAGAUAGGUGUCUGGAUGCCUAGCUGGAGGCAGCAGUGUGCAUGCCCAUAGGCAGAAAUCUAGACACCUAGGGAAUGUUUACUCUGGAAAAACUUAGGCACCAAGUGAGUUUAGGCACCUAAAGGAAUCAGUGAAAGUUUUGUGGAUCACAGUGGAGCCAAAACUGGGAGCUGGGCACCUAAAUCUGAGGCUAAGGUGCCUAAGCAUCAGGUUUAGGUGCCUAAAUCCCUUCAUGGAUCCCAACCAUAGAGCCUAGCAGCCCCAAUCGUGGACAUGGGCCAGGACCCCAUUGUGUAAGGUGCUGUACAAACACAGAACAAAAAGAUGAUCCUGGCCCCAAAGAGCUCAUAAUAUAAGACUGAAAUAGCGGGGCGCAACCCCACACUUAAUUUUAGAAAAUAUCUUUGUUUCUAAAAUAUUCUGCUCAGUCUUAUUUUCAAACGCUGUUUAAUUCUGUGAUGCUUUUAUUUUUCUCUUCCUUUUGAACCCAAGUAGCGGGAGACAGAGAUGCUGUUUAUCCUAGAACAUUGCAAAUGUCCCUGUUUGUUUUGAAUGGCAGUUGCAGGACAGAAAUGUCACACUACAAAAAGAUUAUCUUCCAGCACAGUUCACAAUCCCUUUGGGAGCUCUCAGAAUGCUUUUGAGGUGGCUUUAGACCUAUGAUGAAAUGAGUCCCUAGGAAUGCCAGGAGGAGACAUGGCAAAACCACUCCUAGGUCGCCGGAAUAUGGAGAGCAAUCCAGAUCUCGCCCCGGCUGCUGGCCGAACCGUAGGGAUCCUGGGAAGUGGAGACUUUGCACGCUCAUUGGCUACACGUCUGGUGUACUCAGGUUUCCAGGUGGUGGUCGGAAGCCGCAAUCCAAAGCGCUGUGCAGGCCUCUUUCCUUCAGCAGCUGAAGUAACUGCCCAGGCGGAUGCUGCAAAGAAGACAGAUGUUAUUUUUGUGGCAGUUUUCAGGGAACAUUACUCCACGCUCUGUGACCUGACGGAUGUGCUGGCUGGCAAAAUACUGGUGGAUGUCAGCAACAACACUGAAAUUAACCAUCACAAAGAAUCAAAUGCCGAGUACUUGGCUUCUCUUUUCCCAGCCUGCACUGUCGUCAAAGGAUUUAAUGUGAUAUCCGCAUGGUCCUUACAGACAGGUCCCAGAGACGGGAAUAAGCAGGUCUUGAUUUGCUGUGAUAAUCAAGAAGCCAAGCGUACAGUCGCUGAAAUUGCUCAGGUCAUGGGGUUCACCCCUGUGGACAUGGGCUCCUUGUCUUCAGCCUGCGAGAUCGAGAACAUUCCCCUGCGCCUCCUCCCAGCUUGGAAAAUCCCUGUCUUUUUGGCCCUGGGUCUCUUUCUCUGUUUCUACACCUACAACUUCAUCAGACAAGUUUUACACCCUUACAUCUGGGAACAGAAAAACAAGUUCUACAAGAUCCCAGUGGAGGUGAUCAAUAGCACGCUGCCCUGCGUAGCCUAUGUCAUGCUCUCUCUCGUUUAUCUACCCGGGGUCCUGGCCGCCUCCUUCCAGCUGCACUAUGGCACAAAGUACAGACGCUUUCCAGACUGGCUAGACCAAUGGCUGCAGCACAGAAAGCAGAUUGGCCUUCUGAGUUUCUUUUGUGCAGCCUUGCAUGCCGUGUACAGCCUCUGCUUGCCCAUGCGCCGAUCCCAUCGGUAUCAGUUAAUUAACGCAGCCGUCAAGCAGGUCAUGGAGAAGAAGACUGAUGCCUGGAUAGAGGAGGAGGUCUGGAGAAUGGAGAUUUACGUCUCUUUUGGAAUAAUGGCCCUAGGCCUGCUGUCAUUACUUGCCAUAACUUCACUUCCCUCCAUCGCAAACUCUCUCAACUGGAGGGAAUUCAGUUUCAUUCAGUCUACCCUUGGAUUUAUUGCCCUGGUAGUCAGCACCCUACACACCCUCACCUUUGGAUGGACAAGGGCCUUUGAUGAAAACCAAUACAAAUUCUAUCUGCCGCCAAGUUACACACUCACACUACUAGUGCCAUGUACUGUGAUCUUAGCGAAAAUAUUCUUUCAUUUGCCCUGUAUCCACCAAAGACUGCGGCGCAUUCGGAACGGCUGGGAAAAGGGAAGGCGUUGGAAUAUUGAAGAACAGGCUGUGCUGACACCUGCUGGCUUUCUCUUCAGACAAAGAUACAUCACACGAGUAGCUCUUGGGCUUUGUUAUAGUUCUCCCCACUCAUUGCACACAACUCUAUGUUUAAACCAAGAAGUGGACAGGGUUUUGUUAUGCGCGAUUUUCUGAGUACCUGUUUCAGAAGGAUCCUUUGACACUCUCCUCAUUCAGGUCAUGGCUGGGACAUACCUUCUGUUUCGGGAAGGGCACACAUCCCUUAAUAGGUGCAAAAAAGAGUUGUGCACCACUAGAGUGAGCCUUUGCUGUCCCAGCUGUACAGCAAAUGCUGCAUCCAUGAAAACCUGCUGCAGUGAAGACAUGGGCGGGGGGUGGGGGCAAGAAGGGAAAAGAAGAAAAGCACAAGGAAGGACUGAAUGGAUUGAGCCAGAAAAGGGAAGGCUUGACAAGUUACCUUGUCUAAGGUAGGAAACAACCAGUCCAGUGCCACAAAGAGCUGCAAAAAGAAGUCUCACCUCUCCUGCCCCUCUUUACUAGGCUCAUUCAUAAUUGGCAGGUCUCUGUGCAGAAGUCCAGCAAAAAGAAAUAAUGGGGAAAAAAUCCGGUCUCAAAGAAAAGCAGAGCUCUCCUUGAAACACUGCCAGACAAUAUAUAAAGAGGGGCAAGGUGGGCGAGGUAAUAUAUUUUUGGACACACGCUUUGAAGCCACACCAAGCUCUUCUUCAGGUCUGGGAAAUGUAGGCUAUGUCUACACUACCACUUAUGUCGUGUAACUUAUGUCACGCAGGGAUGUGAAUAAAAUACACCCCACUGCCACACCUUGGUGGUGGAUUAAUUAUGCCGACGCGAGAGCUUUCUUGCAUUGUCGGCACAGAGCAGCUAUACUAGAGAUCUUACAGUGGCGCAGCUGCAUUGGACAGGAUAGAUACCGAGUGUCACAGCUAAAUACGAGGUGAAACAGACUGUUUAGCGUUAAGUAGUUAACACAUAUUGUAAAAGACCAUUCAAGGUGAAGUGGCCUAUUAACACCUCCAGUCCUAGGGAGGAAAGGGGGGGGCAACAACUGGGGGGGCAGCUUUUAGUGGGUUAUAGAUUGUUGUUAUAAGCCAUAAAGCCAGUGUAGACAGACACACAACUUUUGCAUUUGUAUGUAAUUUAAAUGCUGGUCUACACUGCCAAGUUUGUUCACGAAAAGGCAGCAGAGGUGUAUGCAUUGCAAAGCCACUUUUUUGCACCGACACUCCUCAGUUGCAGCGCUGUAAAAAAACCCACGUUGACAAGAAUCAUAAGGCUUUUUUGCACCAAGGCUUUAUCGCCGUAGUGCCAGUGUAGACACCAUGCCUGAUUUUAGUGCUGUAUUUGGCCUCCGGAAGGUGUCCCACAAUGCCCAUGCUGAUCACUCUGGUCAGCAGUUCCAAACCUUCUGCCCCUCCCCCUUUAAAGCCCUAGGAAUUUUGAAAUUCCCCUUCCUGUUUGCUCAGCAUGCGGAGCUCACAUCACAUCCUCCCUGGUGACCACUGCGGCUCCACAGUCCUACCCGUUUUUCAUUAGUUGUCCCAAGUACUCAUUGGAACCCGGGUCCAGUGCUCCCUCCCACGGGGCUGGGAGAGGGGCCUUUAGACAUGGGCGGGCUUGCACCCACCUCCCAGGUUUUUCCAAUAAGGCUUCACGCAGCAAACCAUCUCCCAUUUUGACUACUGCAGAGCUACUGAAUCUGAUGAGUGGGGAGGGGAGGCUGUCCAGUCCCAGCAGUGCACCAGCUGUAGGAAUUUCAAUAUCUAUGGCCAGAUUGCGUGCAGAUUGCGUAAAAAGGGCUAUGAUCGGGACAAGCUGCAGUGCAGUGCAAAGAUGAAGGAGCUGAGGAACGCGUACCACAAGACAAGGGAGGCAAACCAUCGCUCCAGUGCUGUGCCCCAGACCUUCCAUUUUUAUAAGGAGUUGGACUCUACCCUAGGUGGCGACCCAGCCUCCACCCCUAAGAGCACCAUGGAUACUUUGUCAGGUCUGGAGCCAGUGGAAAGUGGUCCUAACCCAGAGGAGGAAGUCAUUGAUGAAGAGGAGGCUGAAGAUGUGGAGCCCACGGCAGGGGGUGCAUCCAGUCAGAAGCUGUUCUUCACUCCAGUGGUGGAUCACCAGUCUCAGCAGUCGCUCUCUGGCAAGCCUGGAGACCCCUGAUAAGUGGUUUUGCUUUGUGAAGUUCUGAAGCGGGUUGAGGGCAGAGAAAUGUACAAGGCUGGCUGUGUUUGUGUGUUAGGCAUUUCCACACGCAGCUAGGCAGAAUGACGGAACAGGGAGUUGAUGCACUCCAGGAUUUCACAAGACUCCUCCAGAGAAAAACUUUUCUGGAGGUACUCAGCGAUUCUCUGCCAGAGGUUCCUUGGCAGAGCUGCUUUGUUCCUUCCCCCAUUGAGAGACACUUUCCUGCACCACUCUUCAAUUAUUUGGGCAAGGACCAAAGCUGCACACAGGCAAGCAACGAAGGGACCAGGGCAGAAGUUGCAAGCAUGCAGCAGAUGCACCUUUGCUUCCUUCCUCAGGAGUGAGAUUUUUUCCAUAGUCACCCCCACCUGUGGAAAACGGUAGGAGAGUUUAAAGUGUUGACCCCCAUAAAUACCCCGCGACCCUUUCACAUUGCUUUUCUGGGUUCACUCUCCAUUCUUGGGGUGUUCUCCGGCAUGUGUGCUUGCUUAGGGUCACCGAGAAAGUGAUA